GCGUCAUGGCGGGGUUGGCCAGUCCCCAAAAUUUUUUUUCUCUGGGUUGAUGGAGGGGCACCAAAGCACGGCGUCAAAAUUCAACUUUUUUUUUUAUCUUGGCGCGUGGAUCUGAGUUUCAACCACGAUAAGGAACCAAUUUAUCGACCUCCUUCCAGAUCUUAAUACACGAAUACACAAUGUCGAAGCGAACCGCCGACGCCGAUCUUGGCGAUGCGCCCCUCAAGGGCGGCGACCGUCCCGAGAAGAUGGAUGUCGAUGACAACACCAAGGAUAUGGGCGAGUUUGAGGACGAAUUUGAGGAUGAGUUUGAGAGCGAGGACGAGAUUCUUGAGGCUGGUGUCGAUGGAAGACCUGAUGCUGAGCGCGAGGCUGAAGAGAAGGACGCAAUGGACGUCGACCAAGACCAAGGAACCUUUAUCGUCGGCAGAAGCAAACUCGAGCCCGGCCAGACCCUCGCUCCCGAUCUGACUACCUACGAGAUGCUGCACAACCUCAGCACCCCAUGGCCCUGCCUGUCCUUCGAUAUCGUGCGCGAUGGCCUCGGCGACAAUCGCAAGGCAUACCCUGCCACCAUGUACACCGUCGCUGGUACUCAAGCCGAGAACGCCAAGGCAUCUGACAACCAGAUCAUGGUGAUGAAGUUUAGUGGAUUGAGCAAGAUGGACCGUGGCGACGAGGGUUCCGACUCGGAGGACGAUGACGACGAGGACUCUGACCCUAUCCUUGAGAGCAAGUCAAUUCCUCUCAACUCGACCACCAACCGUAUCCGCGCCCAUCAGAUCCCCAGCCAAGAAGCUGGACGACCUGGAACUACACUUACGGCGACCAUGACCGAGUCUACCAACGUCUUCAUCCACGACAUCACCCCUCACCUCGCCUCGUUCGACAACCCCGGAACCACCAUCACCCCCCAGCAGAACAAGCCCAUCUCUACCGUCCGCGCGCACAAGAGCGAGGGUUACGCCCUCGACUGGUCCCCCAUGAUCCCCGGCGGCAAGCUGCUGACCGGCGACAACGACGGCCUCAUCUACGUGACGACUCGCACCGACGGAGGCGGCUGGGUCACAGACAACCGGGCCUUCCAAGGCCACACGAGCAGCGUCGAGGAACUGCAAUGGUCGCCUUCUGAGCAAUCUGUGUUUGCUUCCGCCUCGAGCGACGGCACCAUCCGCGUGUGGGACGUCCGAUCCAAGUCUCGCAAGCCCGCCAUCACGAUGCAGGUGUCCAACGUCGACGUCAACGUCAUGUCGUGGUCCCGUCAGACGUCGCACCUGCUCGCCUCUGGCGCCGACGAUGGUGUCUGGGGCGUGUGGGACCUCCGGCAGUGGAAGGCCAGCUCGGACAAGCCGCAGCCCAUCGCCAGCUUCAACUUCCACAAGGAGCAGAUCACCAGCGUCGAGUGGCAUCCGACCGACGACUCCAUCGUUGCCGUGGCCGCCGGCGACAACACGGUUACGCUGUGGGAUCUUGCCGUCGAGCUGGAUGACGAAGAGAGCAAGGACACUGCUGGUGUCAAGGAUGUGCCGCCUCAGCUGCUGUUUGUGCACUACCUCAAAGACGCCAAAGAGGUUCACUGGCACCCUCAGAUCACGGGUAGCUUGGUGGCUACUGGAGAGGAGUUUAGCGUGUUCAGGACCAUCAGCGUCUGAUUUCUCUGAGUAAAGAGACAUUGGUGUCUUUAUCAUGGAGUGAACUCAUGGGAUGUGCGGUAAACGAUGGAAGGAUAAAAUGUAGAAGACAGGUUCAAGGGUGACCUGUCAUUGAUUGAACGGCAUGGCACGGCGCAUAAUGAGAUCUGAUACAACAAGAUGGAUUUUGAUAGAGGCAAUGGCAAUUGUUUGGUUUAG
This is a messenger RNA of Fusarium vanettenii 77-13-4, 1850 nucleotides long. RefSeq lists its product as uncharacterized. Bases 180 to 1652 code for a protein of 490 amino acids. The record is from RefSeq and is a predicted model, not a curated record. The transcript has 2 exons. Lineage: Eukaryota; Fungi; Ascomycota; Sordariomycetes; Hypocreales; Nectriaceae. Gene Ontology annotation, molecular function: protein binding.